AUGUCUCUCGAUUCCCUCCCAGCCUGUGUGAAGAAAUGCCUGCAGGACGCCGCCAAGAGCGCCGGCUGCGGCAUCAACGAUGUCAAAUGCAUCUGCACUAAGGAUGUAUCGACGUCAGACGGAUCGACGCUCAUGAGUUGUGUCAUUUCGUCAUGCGACACAAGUGAUGUUAUCUGUGAGUAUCUCACGUACCACUGCCUCGUUACGGCGAUCACGGCCGGGAGUGACCUGGUGAAGGUUUGCGCCCAAGCCACAGGGACUGCUUCUCCGACUGGCACAACCAACCCGACCGCACUUGCAUCAACUUCAGGCACCACGUCGCCAGCUACAACCAGCGCUACGUCUACCAGUACCUCUACUACUACAAAUAGCGGAAGGCCCGAUGCCGCCGACUCGACAGGCUCGAGCACGGCCCCGACCGCAGGUGCUGGGCCAACGGGCUCGGGAGGGCUCUCCACCGGGGCAAAGGCAGGGAUUGGUGUCGGGGCAGCUGUCGUGGUGAUUCUGCUGAUACUCGGGGCAUAUCUACUGGGAAGGAAGAAGCGACGAGGGGCUGGUGCAGCGGUUCCUGCGCAACAGGGAAGCCCCGAAAGCAAGAUGGACGCCCAGGUGCUAUCAAACGAGAAGCCGCAUCCAGUCACGGAAUUGGAGGGGGCGCGGUGGGUUCCUGAGCUGUCGGAUCAUGGCACACACCAAGUGGUCGAGCUUGAAGCUCACAACCACUACAGCCAACAACCAAGGUAUUAG
Messenger RNA from Purpureocillium lilacinum, 747 nucleotides. Lineage: Eukaryota; Fungi; Ascomycota; Sordariomycetes; Hypocreales; Ophiocordycipitaceae. The record is from RefSeq and is a predicted model, not a curated record.